ACGUUAUUUACAGUCAUUUCGAAACAUGUAGACCACGAGCUUUUGGCAGAUCAUUCGAGAAUUAAAUCUUCAUUGGCUGAUGUUGUUGAGCAGAAACUUUUGUUUUUUAGAGAAUUGUCGACAGCAGCACUUAUCAAUCGUGGCCCUCCUGGUCUUUUCGGAUCUUCUCGGUUACAUCUUGAUAUUUUGCUGGGAAGAGAUGAAACAGUUAAGCCUUGCGACUAUUUAGAUUUUAACAACGAUGCAGUUCUGUGA
Messenger RNA from Enterobius vermicularis (human pinworm), 255 nucleotides. NCBI's taxonomy places the organism in Eukaryota, Metazoa, Nematoda, Chromadorea, Rhabditida, Oxyuridae. The record is from the annotation of a GenBank genome assembly.